Molecule: messenger RNA, 1761 nt
Organism: Candida albicans SC5314
Lineage: Eukaryota; Fungi; Ascomycota; Pichiomycetes; Serinales; Debaryomycetaceae
Gene: DAL1
Product: allantoinase
Exons: 1
Coding region: 1-1761 (586 amino acids)
Biological process (GO): purine nucleobase catabolic process
Cellular component (GO): cytoplasm
Molecular function (GO): allantoinase activity
Source: RefSeq, a predicted model, not a curated record
AUGUCACGAGCAUUAUCAUCGACUAGAGUGUUGGUUAAUGACACACUUUUACCAGCCACCAUCAUUUUUUCGGUAGAGUCAGGCACGAUUUUAGAGAUUGUUGAUAGGGUUUUACCGCCCAAUGAUCCGAUUUUGGCACGCUAUAAUGUUUUUCCUAUAGACUAUAGAAAUGUUACGCCAGCAGUGAUUAUGCCUGGGCUAGUUGAUGCACAUGUCCACUUGAACGAGCCCGGUAGAACUGAAUGGGAAGGGUUUGAAACUGGGACCAAAGCUGCUGCAUCGGGAGGUGUCACUACUGUGAUUGAUAUGCCGUUGAAUGCCAUUCCUCCUACCACUACUGUUGCCAACUUUAACUUGAAAAUUAAUGCCGCCAAGGGCCAGACGUGGGUUGAUGUGGGGUUUUGGGGCGGGUUGAUCCCUGAUAAUUUGUACGAUUUGAAACCGUUGAUUCGAAUGGGUGUGCGUGGGUUUAAAGCAUUUUUGAUCGAGUCUGGGGUCGAUGAGUUUCCUGCUAUUACGCCAGCCCAUAUUUUGGCGGCCAUGAAGGAGGUUAAAGACGAAAAGACGAUGUUGAUGUUCCAUGCUGAAAUGCAGCCGCGGGAAAAAGAGGAGUUUAGCGACUCGGCAGAUACGUUAACGGCCGAGAUUGACGACUUUGAUUUGGGAAUGUCGGCCAGCUUUAUUGAUAGGGCACCCACACCAGUAGUCAGGUUAUUGAGCAACGACCCAGGGGACCACCAUCACGAACAUGAGAAUUGUCGGUUACCACACAACCAUGCUGGGUCUAUCAACCCGUCGGUCUUGUCAGAUAAACAAGCCAAGGCGUUGGCACACACGCCGAUCUUGGCAGGGGCCGAGCCUACUUUUGGUAAGAAUGCCAGGAAAGUCAACACGCACCAUCUGCGCUCAUAUAGCUACACCGAAGAAGACACCAAAGUCAACACCCCGUUAUUGUUGGCGCAACAGGAGAACGCCGAGUUGGCCAAUAUCGACCCCACUGCGUAUGCAACGUUUUUGGCAUCGAGACCCGAUAAUUUUGAAACCACUGCUAUUGCUGAGAUUAUAAACUGCUCGACACUAUUGCCAACGGUGCCACUCCAUAUUGUGCACUUGGCGACCCACGAAGCUGUGCCAUUGUUGCGUGCUGCCAAAGCCAAGGGGUUGCCGGUAACUGCUGAAACUUGUUUCCAUUACUUGUCGUUGUGUGCUGAAAGAAUUGGGAGCUGUUCGACGCAUUUCAAGUGUUGUCCACCGAUUAGAACUGACGAUAAUCGUAAAUUGUUGUGGAAAGCACUUCGAAACGAUGUGAUAACCACUGUUGUUUCUGACCAUUCUCCGUGUACGCCAGAUUUGAAAGGUAUGGAAAAGGGCGAUUUCUUUGAAGCCUGGGGUGGGAUUUCGUCUGUUGGGUUUGGAUUGCCGAUAUUGUACACUGAAGGCCUUAAAUUGGACCCGCCCAUCAGCUUGGCGGAAAUUAACAAAUGGUGUUCAUGGAAUACUGCUAAGCAAGUAGGGUUGAGUCAUUGUAAGGGCACCAUUAGGGUGGGGUACGAUGCUGAUUUGUUGAUUUUCGAUACUGACGCCAAGUAUGUAGUGGAAAACAAGGAGACGUAUUUCAAAAACAAGUUGACGGCGUAUGAUGGGAUGGAGUUUAGGGGGCGGGUAUUGGAGACGUUGGUUAGAGGUAAUACGGUAUUUGCUAUGGGAAGAGGGUUUUCGGGACCCAAAGGUAAAUUAAUUUUAGAGCCGAGAUUUGAGUAG